Messenger RNA from Ilex paraguariensis (yerba mate), 1968 nucleotides. NCBI's taxonomy places the organism in Eukaryota, Viridiplantae, Streptophyta, Magnoliopsida, Aquifoliales, Aquifoliaceae. The record is from the annotation of a GenBank genome assembly.
GUGGGUGUGGGUGUGGGUGUGGAUGUCGAUUUGUGGGGCUGUGUAUGUGAGUCUCUCUGUGUGUGUAUGUUUGUCAUAAAUUCUUCUCCAACAGAAAUUAUUAAAAGCUUUCACCAAAAAUUAUUAAAUUGUUCUAGUAUAAUGCUGCUAACUUUUUCAUGUUGCUGAAAGAUGAGUCUCUCUGCGCUUGUACGACUUGUUAGAUGAAGCAGGAAACAGAAUUCGAGAGGGGGAAAAGGAAAUUCCAAUCAAUUGUUCUAUGGCGGGUAUAAUCAUACUGUUAGUUUAUGGAUUUGUGGGAAUUUGGAAUAAAUAUGAAGGGACCGAGUGAACUGAUGAUAAGUCGGCUCUUGGGUUGACUUUUGAUUUGGGUAGAAAAGCGAAAAAUUAGACUUUUUUGUGCUGAAGACUUUUGAAUUUAUUCUUUGGCUAUUUGGCUAUUUGGUAUUUUUCGUUGUUAGAUUGGAGUUUUAGGUUGGAUAUUUUAGAUCCAUUUGUUGUUGGGUAUUUCUUAGUUUCAGUUGAAGAAACAAGAACUGAAUUAUCUUUUAUAUAUAUAUAGUGGUCUCUUUUUAUGAGAUUUGGUGUUAGAAUUUGGAGUUUCAGAUUGAUAAUUUCAAUUGGGUUUGCUUAGAAUAUGGUUCAAAAGCAGGAGGUGAAAGAUUGUUGUUUGAUGUUUACCCCUUUUUGCUGUAUCUUUCUUCUAUGGAGAGGGUUCCAAUAUGAUGGCUGAAGGGAGAGCUUUAUUGGAUGGAUUGAAAAUGAUCAAGCGUUAUGGUUUGGAAGUAUAUCAUAUUCUAAUUGAAUCAAAUUCACUUUCUUUGGUCAAUAUGGUUCGAGGCAGGGUAUGUUGUCCUUGGAGAUUAUGGUACUUGGUGCAGGAGAGAGAGAGAGAGAGAGAGAGAGAGAGAAAUCCUCCGACUUCCACUUGAGUUACCCAUCUUCGCUGGUCUGUUGCGGUUGCCACCUCGCUCUAACCUCUAUCCGUCGUGUCGCCACCGCCAUUUCUGGGCUAGAACUUGUUUCAAAAGGAGAAAUGGAAGAUGUGCUUACAGAUAUUCCCCCACCUUCAAGGUUCUUUAUGGAAGAUCUCAACAAUUUCACUCCUCCCUCACCUGCUCUGCCGUCUCCCUUCCUGCUGUUCUCUACUCCCAACCAUGGCAAACCUCUCUGCCCCUCUCUCCUCAUCUUUGCCUUGUCAUCUCCAUCUCUUUCCUUCUUCCACCAUGUGUCCUCAAAAACUCUAAUUGGAACCGUCAUCCUCCCUGAGAUUCCCUUCUCUGGCAACUCUGUUGAACCCUCUCUUAGAGACAAAUCCUGCAACAUUUAUGCUCUAAAUGAUAAUGAUAAACCAAUUAUGAUCGUUGCCGUCCAGUACCCGGUUGCUCCAGAGAGAUCUCAUGCUAUUGCCAAAUUGCUGAUUGGCGACCAGAUCAUACCAGAAAGGGUUUUGGUAUUGGAUUCUGUUCAAAGCUGUAACUUUCGGGGCAAGCUUUCGCCAGAUGAUACAUAUGCCUUCAAGCUAGAGACAUCAUUGGAAAGGAAAGGGUCAGUUGAUGGCCAUGGAGAUUCACCAAUGUUGAAUGAUUUAGACUACUUCCCAUCAGGAAGUGUGAUAGAUGCCCUGGCUGCUGCUCUAUUAGGUCGAUGUCAGAUGAAGAAGAUUAAGGGAACUCUUUGUGUUUCCUGGCCCGAAUUUGGUGGUCCAGUGACAUCAUUAGUGAAGUCUCUACUGCUCAAGGAUGUCGUACCUGGCUUAGAACAUAGCAUUGAUGAAAAAGGUGAAGAUGAGUGUCUUAGGUUUGGUCGAACCAAGAAUCACCACCUUGAUUCUGAGUUGUAUACCUGACACAAGAAGCUGUUCAUUUUGCUUUCAGAACUUCAGGUGCUCAUUGUCACUUCAUUUUUGUAGUACUUUACUGUUUACCUGUUGUGCUGAAUCCUCUCUCCCCCCCCCCCCCCCCCCCC